CUGAUAAAAAAAAAGUAAUUUUUGUAUCGAUUUCAAUUGACAAUAUAUUGCGUCGAGUGGAAAUAUAUGAUAAUUUAAGUUCUCGAGUUUUAAUGGAGUUUAUUCAAGUACAUGAAGAUUAUUUGCAUCAUAAUUUUGAAAAUAUAAAAGAAGUUGUUGAUUAUUUCACAACAGUUUAUAAUUGGAAUCUUUGUGUCACUUUAAAAAAUUCUCCAAGAUUUAUUUCUGAUACAGUUUGUGAAGCCAUUGCUUCAUGUAACAGACAGAGUAUAGGUCGACCAACUUUGAGAUGCAUGAAAUGCAAUAUAAAGAUGGAAUCACAGAAAUGGCGAAAACCUCCACCAACUACUACAGUAAAAAAAGUCUUAAAAAAAAAGAUCUUGCAACAGAAGGUGAAGCGAUUUAAGCAAAAGAUUGAAUCACUUGAAACGCAUGUUAAUGAACUACGAAAAAAGUGUGCAAGUGUUGAAGAACAAAAAUUAGAAGAUGCUAUCCAUAAUGUAAAAGAUUCUCAAAAAACACUUAUAAAGGCAUAUCUUCAGGCAGCUAAAAAAGUUGGUGAAGGUAAAAAAGGUAUUAGGUAUGAUAUAAAAUGGAUUUAUCAGUGCUUGCUGUUAAGAAUAAAAGGACCUGGCCUGUAUGAUAGCUUAAGGAACAAUGAAACAUUACCUUUACCUUCGAGACAAACACUUCAUAAAUAUAUCAGUUCAUUUGAUAGUUCAUUUGGUUUUAAAAAAAGUAUUUUUGAUGGAUUAAAAGAAAAAAAUUUAUCAAAACCAAGAUAUGAACGAGGAGGUGUUUUGUUGGAUGAUGAAAUUGCUUUGAGUAAAAUGGUGACAUUUGAUCAAAAAACACUAGAUGUCUUAGGAUUUGUUGGUUUAGGAGAUCAUACCCCAGCCAGCCAAUGAUUUGUUGUCUCAUAUUUUUAAUGCCAUAGAAGAUACUAAAUUUCCUAAAAUUGGCUGUGAUAAACAUGACCUGAGAUCUCAAAUUUUAAGCUUUUUUAUAAU
Molecule: messenger RNA, 1010 nt
Organism: Aphidius gifuensis
Lineage: Eukaryota; Metazoa; Arthropoda; Insecta; Hymenoptera; Braconidae
Exons: 4
Coding region: 93-908 (271 amino acids)
Source: RefSeq, a predicted model, not a curated record